This is a messenger RNA of Pleurotus ostreatus (oyster mushroom), 957 nucleotides long. RefSeq lists its product as uncharacterized. NCBI's taxonomy places the organism in Eukaryota, Fungi, Basidiomycota, Agaricomycetes, Agaricales, Pleurotaceae. The record is from RefSeq and is a predicted model, not a curated record. The transcript is spliced from 8 exons. Bases 1 to 957 code for a protein of 318 amino acids.
AUGGGCGCGAUUUCUCUGGAACUGGCAAAUUUCUUGGCGUUGGUGCUGGAAACCCUGCUCUAUGGAUCGUUCACCGUCCUCUUCUUCGCGGCGAUCUAUGUAAUUAUGUACAAGCGGACGGUUGUCAACAUCACUCUCCUUUCAACUGUAACAGCAAUCUGGAUUCUAUCAACUGUUCAUCUUAUUCUCGAUAUCCUCCGCGCCACAGAAGCGUUUGUGCAGCAGAAGGACGGGGGCCCUCUCUUGUAUUAUCUGAAUCUAUCGAACCCCCUGCAAGCCGCAAAGACAGCCGUCUAUGUCACACUAACUCUCGUUGGAGACGGAUUCGUCAUUUUUCGGUGCUUCAUCGUGUGGGGCCGCACUUGGUGGAUUAUACCCUUCCCCCUCAUGCUCCUGCUCGGUACCGCAAUCGCUGGAUUCGGCGCUACGUACGAGUUCUCACAUGCAGCGCCAGGAUCGGAAGUGUUUCUGCCUGCGAUUGUGCCCUGGAUAACAAGCUUCAUCGCCCUGACCUUGUCCACAAAUGUGGUUUGCACGACUCUCAUUGUUUACCGCCUUUUAAGUGUUCACAGGGCCGUGAAGGACUUCGCGCAAAGCGGAGUAGCCAAAUCUGUCUUGAUCAUGGUUAUCGAAUCUGCUGCAGUAUACUCGGCAUCAGUCAUUUCAUUGAUGAUCACGUACAGCUUAGAGUCCAACGCACAAUACACCGUAUUGGAUCUAACCGCGCCCCUCAUCGGUAUAACAUUCAGCGUGAUCAUCCUGCGCGUCAGUCUCGGAAUCAGUUCGCGAGAGCUCACACAGGUGUCGCAGCCGAACAGCAGCGGUCGCUCAACUGGUGGUGGCACCUUCCCCUUGGCGCGCCGUGCCGUAGCUGUGAAUGUCAGUGUUGAGGUCGACAGUGACGACCUUGCUGGCGACGACAUGAGCAUGGCAAAGCGCGAUGGAACAUAUGUGUAA